Messenger RNA from Girardinichthys multiradiatus, 1432 nucleotides. RefSeq names its product ATP synthase mitochondrial F1 complex assembly factor 2 (gene atpaf2). The record is from RefSeq and is a predicted model, not a curated record. Gene Ontology annotation, cellular component: mitochondrion. Gene Ontology annotation, biological process: mitochondrial proton-transporting ATP synthase complex assembly. NCBI's taxonomy places the organism in Eukaryota, Metazoa, Chordata, Actinopteri, Cyprinodontiformes, Goodeidae. The transcript is spliced from 8 exons. The coding region runs from base 301 to 1149 and encodes 282 amino acids.
AGUUUAUUUCCUGCUGGGUCAAGGUUCUACAGAGAUACUAAAAGACUACACAUCCCUUCACGUAAAAUCCUCUAGGAAGCCGUCUGUUAGAGAAGGUCACACGCGUGCUUUUGAACGCAGAAGCUGCUGUUAUACGCGGCCAAAAAAUAAAAACAGCAUAAAUUAGCAUAGCUGCUUCAUAGCAUUAGCAGUUCACCUUAAAAUACAGUUGGUCCAACAGGACCGCGCCAUUUUAAUUGAGGAACUUACAGUUGUCUGCAUCUUUAUCCGCCACAGCACUGCUUUACAUUAAGCUUCACUAUGUUUAAAAGUAUUAUUAGACUGAAGAGCGGUGCUAUUUCUUUUUGUAAAGUGUGUCCAAGACAUCAAGCCUUCAGGGGUACGCUGAAAUACUCCACCGCCUCAGCAGAUAGGAAGAGAUUUUAUGAAGAUGUCAGUAUAUCCCAAGGUGAAGGUGGUCUGUAUGAGGUGAACCUUGACAGAAGGAAGUUAAAGACUCCCAGUGGGAAGUUGUUCACCGUGCCAAAUGAAGCCCUGGCCAUUGCUGUGGCUACGGAGUGGGAUGCUCAAAAAGACACAAUUAAGUUCUACACCAUGCAUCUGACUACUUUGUGCAACACUGCUCUUGAUAAUCCCACUCAGCGCAACGAAGACCAGAUGAUCAGCGCUGCUCUGAAGUUUCUGGAAACAGACACCAUUUGCUACAGAGUAGAUGAACCUCCAGGUUUGGUUGAGCUGCAGAAGAAUGAGUGGGACCCUGUGCUGCAGUGGAUUGAGAACAGAUACAAUGUCACUAUCGGGUCCUCAUCAAGUAUUUUAGGUCCAGAGAUACCAGAAGGAACUAAAGACAGGUUCAGAAAGCACCUGAGCUCCUACACUCUCUGGUCCCUGACAGGGCUGGAGUUUGUGAUCACACAGCUGAAGUCCUUGGUGCUUUCACUGGGAAUGAUCGAUAGACAUCUGAGUGUAGAGCAAGCGGUUCUGUUGUCCAGACUGGAGGAGGAGUACCAGAUUCAACAGUGGGGAAAUGUAGAAUGGGCCCAUGACUACGACAUGUAUGAACUGAGGGCACGGACGGCUGCAGGAGCUCUUUUCGUUCACCUCUCAUCUGAAAGCUCAACCGUUAAACACAAACUAAUGCAGGACUGAGGAUGAUCAGGAUCACCCGGUACCUCAGAGAGAAACGGCAGCAGAAAGUCUACCCUGAAACAUCCAGACCAUCUGUGUCACAUGGUUCUGUAGCAGGACAUGCUGAGCAACCCAGUACUGGAUUGUUCUUCUUAGACGUGACACAUCUUAGUGAACCGUCAAGUCAUCUCAGCCCAGUAUUUCUUAUUUGUUUAAAUGUAGCAGCUGUCAAAGUGUGUAUCUUCAGUUUCUGAUGGGACAUUCUGGACAUUUUCAAAAUAAAGCGUCACCUCAGUAAAUAAUA